CGUGACAUGUCUUGACAGAGGUUGUUGUCUACUGAUCGCAAGCUAGCAAUAUGGUGAGAAAAACUCCACGUUAACUCGUCAUGUUUGUCGGUAACUUGUUCUAUGCACUACUGCAAAUCAAAUGAUCGGUGUUAUUCGAGUCGUUUUUGGAAGUGGGGAAAGUUUUCGGCACAGCGGAUUUGGACUGUAGUGUCAGUGCCAGAGUGAUUUAUCUUUAAAUUCACUGCAAAGCCCUGAAAUGUGCGUGGUCUGGAGCUACAACUAACAGGAUUCGUUAGUCAGCCGCGUGCUUGCCUUCAUUGUAAUUGGAUUGAGACGAUUUUAACUCUUCGACACAGUAAACCGUUUUGACUGUGAAUAAUUUCAAGAUGUCUUGUGCAUUAUGUCAAGAAGGGAGGAAGUUGAAGUGUUUCGUUUCAAUGGUUGUGUUGAUCGGCGCUAUGACAGUUUUAUAUUACAGCGUAUGCUGGGGCCCCGUGCACGAAACGGCGACACUACAGCAGAGUGAUUACGCGCACCUUUUUCUGGAAACUGAACAAAGAGUAAAGAAAGCAAAAAGUAAAACCUUCAGUGAAAAAACUCUGGACAGGGACGUGGAAUUCAACAUAACCGGAAAUGACGUAUUAGUGUUUUUACAUGUGCAGAAAACUGGUGGCACUACAUUUGGAAAACAUUUAGUUAAAGACAUUGAUUUAGAUCAGCCAUGUGAAUGCCAUAGAAACAAAAAGAAAUGUGAUUGUUACAGGCCAGGCAGUGGUAAUCGUGAAUUGUGGUUGUUCAGUCGAUUUUCGACAGGGUGGUCUUGUGGUCUUCAUGCAGAUUGGACAGAAUUAACGCAAUGUGUGGAUGGUGUGAUGGAUAAAAGGGAAGGCGAAAGCAAGAAAAGGCGCUAUUAUCUUAUUACUAUGUUGCGGGACCCUGUGUUGCGAUAUAUCAGUGAGUGGCGACACGUACAGCGGGGUGCUACCUGGAAGACGGCGGUGCACAUGUGUGAUGGGCGAACUCCAACAUCAGAGGAACUGCCAUUAUGCUACAGCGGGGAAGACUGGAGAGAUGUAACCCUUCAAGAGUUUCUUGCAUGUCCAUACAAUCUGGCAAGUAACAGGCAGACUCGCAUGUUGGCCGACUUGGAGCUCGUUGGGUGCUACAACAAGUCAGCGAUGUCAGAAGAAGAACGGGAUAACAAAAUGCUGGAAAGUGCUAAGACAAACUUGCGACGAAUGGCUUUUUUCGGUCUAACUGAAUUGCAGAAAAAGAGCCAGUAUCUGUUCGAAAGGACUUUUAAACUGAAAUUUGAGCAACCAUUUGAACAAUAUGAUGAGACGCUGAGUAAUAACGUGGAUAUAGACGUGAAUGAUCGAAAUAAAAUCCGCAACUGUAACAAAUUAGACAUAGAGUUGUAUGCAUAUGCUAAAAAUUUAUUCAUGCAGCGAUAUAAAUACAUGGCUGAAAUGUACGAGAGUAAAGAAUUCCUAGAAGAUGUUGAAAAUUGGUGA
This is a messenger RNA of Saccoglossus kowalevskii, 1496 nucleotides long. RefSeq names its product heparan-sulfate 6-O-sulfotransferase 1-B-like. NCBI's taxonomy places the organism in Eukaryota, Metazoa, Hemichordata, Enteropneusta, Harrimaniidae. Gene Ontology annotation, molecular function: heparan sulfate 6-sulfotransferase activity. Gene Ontology annotation, cellular component: membrane. The record is from RefSeq and is a predicted model, not a curated record.